AGCAGCUGCUUAGAGGAAAAGGUGGACCCAUCCAUUGGCCAGCCAAUCGCAGCUCAGCAUCCUACCAGUGACGAGCAGGGAGGGCCGGUCUUUGAGCUUUGCAGCGGAAAACCACCGGGCCAAACGAACGGAGGGAGCGCAAGAGAGAGGGCUAUAGCCUGAGAUACGCACUAAUCUCUCCACAGUGAUCAUGUGUCAGCGGAGUCUGAAGAAGCAGCAAAAGGGGCCGAUGCGGAGCACUGCGGGGAAAUGGUGAGAUGCUGCAGGUCUUUGCACAGCUCUCCCUCUUGCUACAAUCUCCACAGAGUCAGGGUUGAUGUGCGGCGUUUCCGCCCGCCGGGCUCCUCAGCGGGAGCGACAGGGGAGCCCGCAAACGGCGCCAACAACGCCGGCACGGGAGGCCCUGGAGCCCCGGGGGGCCCGCCUCAGCUCAGCGACCGGAGCCGAUUCAGGUUGCAGUUCCCACAGUUGGCCCUGCGGCGGCGCCUAGGCCAGCUGAGCUGCAUGUCCCGGCCUACUGUCCGCCUUCGCUCAUGGCCUCUGUCCUUCCUCUACUACAUCCUGCCCUUUGGAGCGCUCAAACCUCUCGCCAAAGUAGGCUGGAGGCCCACAAGCAGAGUUACAAUCUACAAGUCCAUACCCACACGACUGCUCUCCAGAGCCUGGGGUCGCUUGAACCAGGUGGACCUGCCCACUUGGUUACGGAAACCUAUCUUCAGAUUGUAUAUAUGGACAUUUGGUGUCAACAUGAAGGAAGCGGCCGUGGAGGAUCUACAGCACUACAGAAACCUGGGCGAGUUUUUUAGGCGCAAACUCAAACCUCAGGUCCGGCCAGUGUGCGACUCGCACUGCGUGAUCAGUCCAGCUGACGGCAAGAUCCUUCAUUUUGGCCGUGUGAAGAACUGUGAGGUAGAGCAGGUGAAGGGAGUGACCUACUCCCUGGAAACAUUCCUCGGGCCACGCACCUGGGCAGAGAGUUUAACCGCUAACAGAAAUGAAGAUGACCCUGGCACAUUCCAGGAUGCCCUGGUCACUAAGGAGGGGAAUGAGUUGUUUCACUGUGUAGUUUAUCUGGCUCCAGGUGACUACCACUGCUUCCACUCGCCUACAGACUGGAGGGUGGCACACAGACGGCACUUUCCAGGAUCUCUGAUGUCAGUGAACCCUGGAGUUGCACGAUGGAUCAAAGAACUUUUCUGCCAUAAUGAGCGAGUGGUCUUGAGUGGGGAGUGGACGCAUGGCUUCUUUUCACUCACAGCUGUAGGAGCGACAAAUGUGGGAUCUAUACGCAUCUAUUUUGACAAGGAGCUCCGUACCAACAACCCUCGCUACAACAAAGGAACUUACAAUGAUUUCAGCUACGUAACAAACAACAACCAAGAAGGUGUGAGCAUGAGAAAAGGAGAACACCUGGGCGAGUUCAACUUGGGCUCCACUAUUGUACUGUUAUUCGAAGCUCCACGGGAUUUUACCUUUAAUUUGCAAGCAGGCCAGAAGAUCCGUUUUGGAGAACCUCUCGGGACGAUGUAACGCAGACGAGAGGGGAACAGAAUCUGACGAUGGACACGCCAGUCUGUGUGUAGAUGCAUUCAGGGUCUCAAAAACUAAUACACUCACAUUUGCAGAGAUGUACUCUGUUUGAACUGAGAUACAUGUGUGUUCAUAUGUACUCACACAAACACCACUGUUGCAUUAUUGCCAUUGGGUUCUCCCAGUAAUUUUUUUUAGGCUUUUUUGUUGUUGUUGUAAAAUACUAUUAAGGCAAAGCUUAGACCAUCAUGUUGUAAAGUAUUUGUUUACCAUGAAAUGCCAUCCAGUUUUUUUUUUUUUUUUUUUUUUGGGCUCUAAAUUAUUUUUAUAUUUUGUUUUAGUAAAACGGUUGUUUUGUUUUUCUGUGUUUGCCCAUAUUGCCUUCGGCUGGAGUCAAACUGUGUGAAGGGUUUGAAGAGUUUCAUUUCCACAGCUAACUUUGCAAGUCUUGGGAAUGUAUGAGAGACCACUAUUUGGUUCCUUCUUUUUUCCCAGUCACUCAUCUUUAAAACCGUUCUCUCCGUCCAACUUUUGCUCUUCACGAAGGUGCAAGCCAUUUUGACAGUAAAAUCGUGGCCACAUUUUCUCACUAAGAAAGAGUUUUGGAAAAGACAGGUGAGAAUUAUCACUGCCGCUGUUCUCUGGCAUUGAAUUAUGCCUUUGCUUGUUGGUCUAGCGAUUAGUUUGGAGGUUAAUGUAAAGUAUUUUGCUGUCUCAACUUAAUUAGUGCCAAAACGCAAGAUAUAUUUUUACUAACACACGUUUUUUUGCCCUUUUGAUAUGAAUCAGAGUUCUUGUAAUCUUAUGGCAUGUGUUUUUCGUUCUUGGACUUUUCUCUCUCUUUUUUUUUUUUUUUUUGACUAACCAGCACCUAGCAAGUUCAACAGACUCUACACCCUGAGCUAAGGAUAAAGACCCUCCAGUCUCUCUUAAUCUAGACCACAUCUGUAUGAAGAUAAGGGAGAGGACUCUGGAAAUUUUGCUUUGAAUGUGUUGAAAACCAAACACUGGGCUUUUCUGUGCACCGAGCCACAUUCUUGUGGAAAUUCUUUUGAAGAAAAGUCUUAUUAAUUCAAUUCAUGUAACAUAGACAUUAAUUACAAACUAGUUCCAAGUGCAAGAAACAUGUCAUUAAUAAAUUUUGAAGAUUAUUUAAAAAGUU
Ctenopharyngodon idella (grass carp) is the source of this 2692-nucleotide messenger RNA. RefSeq names its product phosphatidylserine decarboxylase (gene pisd). The transcript is spliced from 7 exons. Gene Ontology annotation, biological process: phosphatidylethanolamine biosynthetic process. Gene Ontology annotation, cellular component: mitochondrion. The coding region runs from base 250 to 1530 and encodes 426 amino acids. The record is from RefSeq and is a predicted model, not a curated record. Gene Ontology annotation, molecular function: phosphatidylserine decarboxylase activity. NCBI's taxonomy places the organism in Eukaryota, Metazoa, Chordata, Actinopteri, Cypriniformes, Xenocyprididae.